AUGGAGGGAGGAGACCCAAGCAGCGGCUCGGCGAGCUUUGUGAAGCGGCGCAAGCCCAAGGGCGUUGCCACUCGCGUCUCGUCCGCGUACGACGAGGCUGACGAUGCAUCGCCGGCAGCCGGUCCUUCAGUACCCGCCACAGCAUCCGGUGCAUCGGGGUCUUCGACGCCGCGGCGGAUGCUGUCGCGUGGGGGCUCGGACGAAGAGCAGGAGCCAGAUGCGGGCGGGGUGGUCUUUCGUGCACGAGCGAGGGGUGCCCGCGCAACGCCCACUGCCGGAAGCACAGCCAAACCCGUGGCGCGCGGAGUAGGCAAUGGCGAGACGGCAGAGGAUGAGAACGACGACGAUGAUGGCCCAGCACUCGCACCACGACGAUCCAAGGUCGAUGGAGUGCGUAAGCCCGCUCGGAUGGCUGGAGUCGGCGUGUCCGCGCUCUCGUCCAGCUCGGCGAGCACGCCCAAGAGAUCGACUCCACUGCGUCCGACGGCGUUCAAGGACAUGCCUACACACGAGCAGGCGGAAGGAUCCACGUCCACUCUGGCAUCGUCGCUGUAUACGUCGAAACACCUCCAGGAGCUGCGCACUUCCACGCCGACCGCGCGAUCGCGCGCCCACAGCCCCGUACCCGCUCCACCAGGGCCCGCCACAUUCAUGGACGACCCCAUGGCCGCGUCAUCCUCGCGGCACGGCCUUACAGCUGGCGAUGACGACUCGCUCGCACGCACCAAGUACGCAGCCGACUUUGAGCACGAUGCGAUUCCGAGCGAGAGCGUGAUCCGCGCCGCCAAGGAGAAGCGCGCCAAGCUGCGUGCAGCCGGCGCCUCGUCUGGCGUUUCCGACGACUUUAUUUCUCUCGCGCCCUUCUCGCGCUCUUCCGCCGUGCAAGCGUACGAUGCGAUGGAGGCGGACGACGGCCCACAUCCGCACUCGCGUCUGCAGCGCGAGGAGGACGAACUGGGCGAUGGCGAAGACGAGUUUGCCGAGUACACGGGGGCGGCCGAGCGCAUCCCGAUCGGCGCCAAGGCGCAAGAGGAGCUGCAACAGCGCGAGCGCCGGCAGAUGGAGGCGGCGGUGCGCGGCGACUUUGACGACGACGCCCCGGGCGGGGUGGCAGACGAGAUGGACGAGGACGAGGAGGAGUGGGAGCGCGCACAGCUGCGGCGUACGCAGCCGAGUGCGGCUGCAGCGUCGCGCGAGGCUUCGCCCUUCCGCGCCGCACCGAUCCCAGACCCCGCGCCCGUGCCGUCGGUGGGGACAUGCUCGGCGAGGCUGACGCUGACGCUGCGCGCGCUCGACCAGAGCAGAGGUGCGGCCGACGCGGUGUUCGCAUCCUCACUCCUCGAGCUCAACGGGCUCGACAGGGCCGAGAAGCAGAACAAGCUGGACGUGACCGCGGUCGAGGACAAGGCGAGCUGGUUCGACGAGCUCGACGGGUUCGUCGCGAGCCUGGCGCGGUUUGUGGGCGAGAAGAAGGCCAGGGUGGACGAGAUCGAGAGUGAUGCGGUGGCAUUGAUCGCGCGCAGAACCGCGAUGCUCAACCGAGCAAGGUCGGCGUGGAUGGAGGCUCGAUGGGAAGAGGCAUUUGGCUCGCGCCCUAGCAAAUCCCUCAUCCCCAGCAACAACAACGACAACGACGACGAAGAGCGCGACACCAUCCUGCCUGACCUUCUCGGUGGCAAUGCAGCACCGGGCUUCCUGAAGCUCGACGAGCUGGCUGCGGCCGAUCAGCUUUCUCUGGACCUUGCACAGCGCGAAAUCAUCGAGCGUCUCAAUGCGACGUUCUCGGACGUCCAGGCACCGGAGUACCUCGAUCCGCUCGCGCCCGUCGAUGCCGGCAUCUCCGACCCCGACACCUCCUCCGGGCUGCCAUUUCUGCGCGGUACUCGGGCGGACUGGAUGGCGCUACACCCGCGCAGUGUAGUGGUGCGCUUCGAGGAGUGGCGGCGACGCUACCCUGACGAGUACGAGCAGGUGUGGGGUGGUCUGUCGGUGGGUCAGAUCUGGGAGUUCUAUGCGCGCCUCGAGAUGGUUGCAUGGGACGCCUUCCGCACCGGGGAGCACAGCGGAUGGACGGGAGGCGUCGGGUCGCUGGUGGACUUUCGCUGGUUCACCGGUGCGGCCGAGUACACGGAGCGAGGCAUGCGCCACCCCGACGCGCCGCUCGGUGGCGACCACGAGGUGCUUACUUCGAUCACGGCCAACGUGCUGGUCCCGAAGCUGAUCGCGGCGUUCAAGGCUGGUGGCCUGUCAGUGUGGUCGGAGGGGGAGGUGGAGCAGCUGGUGGGCGUGCUGGAUAUCGUGCGCACCGUGUUGGACGAAUGGCACGCGCGGUAUAUAAGCUUGGUCGAGGCGGUGCUGGACGUGUUUGGGAGCCAGAUCCAGCGGCUACAGGACUCGGUGGGGGAGAUACACGGUCUGACGGGCAACGCUAUGGCGGCUGCACAGGUGCUGAAAGAGAUGCUGGGGCUCGUGCGUAAUACGGUCGCGCUCGCGCGUGUCAUCAAGCCCUCGAGCGCCACCGACUCACCCACGGCUCGGGUCGGCAACCGACUGGUACUUCUCGUCGAACAGCUUUCGCUUGUUGUGGUGCAUCCGAUCAUUGGGCGUCUGCACGAGUCGCCGGCCACACAGCAACUGGCGAUAGCCAUGCGCCAAGCCCUCAUCCUCGAGAUUCCGCCCACCAUCACAGCCCACAAUCUCGUCCUCAAGGCCUUCACAGCCUUGGCAUACUGA
Molecule: messenger RNA, 2733 nt
Organism: Moesziomyces antarcticus
Lineage: Eukaryota; Fungi; Basidiomycota; Ustilaginomycetes; Ustilaginales; Ustilaginaceae
Product: GCFC-domain-containing protein
Exons: 1
Coding region: 1-2733 (910 amino acids)
Biological process (GO): mRNA splicing, via spliceosome; spliceosomal complex disassembly
Cellular component (GO): U2-type post-mRNA release spliceosomal complex; nucleus
Molecular function (GO): DNA binding
Source: RefSeq, a predicted model, not a curated record